AUGUGGAAGACCCUUUCUGGGGCUGAGGAGGAAGAGGCCACAUCCCCCUCCUCCUCCCUCUCCUCGUCCCCCUCUGUCCUGUUCCUGGGCACCCUGGAGGAGGUGGCUGUUGGUGUGAACCCGAGUCCUCCCCAGAGCCCUCAGAGUGCCUGGCGCUCCCCCGCUGCCAUGGCAGCUGCUCCAUGGAGCCAAUCUGAAGGUGAUGGCUCCAGCAGCCAAGGUGACGAGGGGCCAAGCACCUGGGAGGACCUGGAAGACGCCAAGUCCUCACUCCAAGAAGCACUACAUUUGAAGAUGGCUGACCUGGUGGCGUUCCUGCUCCUCGAUUAUCGCACCAAGGAGCCUACCACAAAGGCGGAAAUGCUGAAUCUGGUCAUCAGAGAUUACCAGGACCACUUCCCUGUGAUCUUCAGCCAAGCCUCUGAGUGCAUGCAGCUGGUCUUUGGCAUUGACGUGAAGGAAGUGGACCCCAGCGACCACUCCUAUGUCCUGGUCACCACCCUGGGCCUCACCUAUGAAGGGAUGCUGAGCGGUGAGCAGAGCAUGCCCAGGACCGGCCUCCUGGUGAUGCUCCUGGGCGUGAUCCUCCUGGAGGGCGACUGCGCCCCUGAGGAGGAUGUCUGGGAAGCGCUGAGUGUCAUGGGGGUGUGUGCCAGGACGGAACACUUCAUCUACGGGGAGCCCAGGGAGCUCCUCACCAAAGUUUGGGUGCAGGAACAGUACAUGGAGUACCGGCAGGUGCCCGACAGCGAUCCUGCACGCUACGAGUUCCUGUGGGGUCUCAGAGCCCACGCUGAAACCAGCAAGAUGAAAGUCCUGGAGUAUUUGCUCAGGGUCCAUAGCAGGGAUCCAGGUUCCUUCCUCCACCUGUCCGAAGAGGCUGUGAGGGAUGAGGAAGAGGGGGCCUGAGCCAGAGAUGCAGCCAGGCACAGUCCAGGCCCACGUCCAGCAGCUUCUCCUGCGGGGCAUGAAGUGAGUCUGCUUCUUCACUGUGUGUUUGAAGAGAGAGCAGUCAGCAUCCUAAGUAGUGGAGGGCCAGGUUGA
Ceratotherium simum simum (southern white rhinoceros) is the source of this 1044-nucleotide messenger RNA. Its product is annotated as melanoma-associated antigen 10-like. Gene Ontology annotation, biological process: negative regulation of transcription by RNA polymerase II. Lineage: Eukaryota; Metazoa; Chordata; Mammalia; Perissodactyla; Rhinocerotidae. Gene Ontology annotation, cellular component: nucleus. The record is from RefSeq and is a predicted model, not a curated record.